AAACUCGAAAACACCCCAAAAGAAAAGCACCACCUUCGCAAAAAGAUUCACACAAUGAUCUCUGCUAUUUUGGAACAAGCCUCUCUAUGGAACAACCAGGGAGCCCUUCAGGUAUCCCAUGGAAACCUUGAGGAUGCCUACGGCUCCUUUGCCAUGGCUUUGAAGCUCCUUGGCAGUGCCAACGCUACGACUUCCUCGCAAACCACAGACUUUGAGACUUCCACUGCUCUGAGCGGCACAUCCUUUUUGCUGGAGCCAGUCCACGUUCCAGAUUCUGCUGCGAUCAUCAAUAAGACUGAAGAGGCCAAUGCCUACAUCUAUACCAAGACACUCGCUCUCUCGAGUCCGAACCGCCAAUGGGCAGCCCGGGAUAUCAUGUUCUUCUGCGCCCUGGUCAAGUUCAAUUCUGCUCUUGCUUGCCACUUGCAAGCCAACAAAGGAAGCGAAGGAAGAAUUCGAGAAGCUUUUCGAUUCUAUCAACAUAGCUUGCAGUACCUCAAGGCGUACCCAGAUCAGACUGAUUCCAGAAGACAAGAAUUCGCAACCGUUUUGGCCAUGGCUUGCAUGAACAACAUGGCUCAAAUCCUCCAUGAGUUCAAUCAAAUUGAAAAGGCCAAGGUCUUCAUGAACUCUGUCCGAACACUGCUGUCUUCGUUGCAAGAGUCCGAUAUCGCGGUGACGUUUGAUAGGGCCUCUAUUGAAACCUUUGUCUGGAAUGAAUUCAUGUUUGCUUUUACCGCGGAUCUUGUUCGCGGUGCACCUGCUGCGUAAUCCUCCAGGAACGGAACAGCAACUCGUGCGUGUAACACCACAUGAUACUUGCUAGGUCUCUUUGUCACGGAGACAUCGAUCGGAUAAUGUACUACUAGAACUGAAUUGCAUGCCAAGUCCUUAGGGUUUACUGCUCUGGGGAAGCUGGAGGUGCCGAUGUGAU
Molecule: messenger RNA, 934 nt
Organism: Seminavis robusta
Lineage: Eukaryota; Bacillariophyta; Bacillariophyceae; Naviculales; Naviculaceae
Source: the annotation of a GenBank genome assembly